AUGGCACCAACACUUGCUUACUGGGAUAUUAGAGGACUUGCUGAAAUGUCUCGACUCAUGAUGCAUUAUCACGGCGACGCCUUUGAAGACAGACAAUAUGUGUGCGGACCAGCGCCUGACUUUGAUCGAAGCGAUUGGACCGCCAAGAAGUUCUCCCUGGGACUUGAUUUUCCCAAUCUGCCUUACUACAUGGACGGCGACCUCAAAAUAACGCAAUCUGCGGCUAUUCUUGAAUACCUUGCUGACAAGCAUGACAUGCUUCCACUCUGUAAGAAACGCAAAGCUGAAUUAAGAAUGCUCAAUAACCAGAUCAUGGAUUUCAGAGGCACCUUCGUCUCCCUCUGCUAUAAUCCAAAUUACGAGAAGUUGGUUGAGGGUUUUAGAGCAAAAUUACCGGAUCAUUUGAAGGCCUUUGAAUCGUAUCUGGGUGAUAAGAACUGGCUCAGUGGGGAAAGCAUAAACUUUCCCGAUUUCAACCUGUGUGAAUUAUUGAACCAAUUGGUGAUGUGGGAUUCCACGUGUCUUGACGCCUACCCCAAAUUGAAGGCCUAUCUCAAACGCUUUGAGCAAUUGCCAAAUAUUAAAACGUAUAUGGAAUCGGAAGAGUUCAGGAAACGUCCGUGCAACAAUAAGCAAGCAAAGUGGGGCGCUGGUGCUAAAAAAUAA
This is a messenger RNA of Rodentolepis nana, 666 nucleotides long. The record is from the annotation of a GenBank genome assembly. NCBI's taxonomy places the organism in Eukaryota, Metazoa, Platyhelminthes, Cestoda, Cyclophyllidea, Hymenolepididae.